Messenger RNA from Cynocephalus volans (Philippine flying lemur), 1404 nucleotides. RefSeq names its product melanoma antigen preferentially expressed in tumors-like. The transcript is spliced from 3 exons. Gene Ontology annotation, cellular component: cytoplasm. The coding region runs from base 1 to 1404 and encodes 467 amino acids. Lineage: Eukaryota; Metazoa; Chordata; Mammalia; Dermoptera; Cynocephalidae. The record is from RefSeq and is a predicted model, not a curated record.
AUGGACAAAAACGCCCCAGCCACACUACUAGACCUUGCUGUACGAAGUCUGCUGAGUAAUGAACGUGUAGCUAUCCAUGCCCUUGAAGAGCUCCCAAGAGUCAUGUUCGCUCCGUUUUUCACUGCCGCCUUCUUGGGUGGUCAUAAGAAGGUACUGAAGGCAAUGGUGAGGAUUUGGCCCUAUCCCUGUCUCCACGUCGGGACAUUGAGAGUACGGGAGUCACAAUAUGACAAUUUCGAAGCUAUGAUUGACGGUCUACAGAUCCUUCCUGCCCAGAACUCUUCUUCUUGGGCGCCAAAACUGAGGAUUCUAGAUUUAAGGCAGAAUCCAGGCUGCAGGACCACAUGCUCUGAGAUCAGGACCACAUUCCCUUUCUGUUUUCGUUCAUGUGUUCACUCUCAGCACUCUAUCGUGAAAACAGAAGAAGCCCCACAAAGAGUUAGGUGCCCCGGAACUGUAAAUUCAGAGUCUGAGCCUCAGUCAUCCAGGGAACCUGUGGAAUUAUUAGUGAACAUUUCCCUAGACGGUACCUGGAGAACAGGGCGAUUUCUUUCUUUACUUCGAAAUAAAGUAGAGCAGAGCUUUGGGUCCUUGCACCUCUGCUGCAGAGUUUUGCAAUUUGAUGGAAGGCUUGCCCACGAACACAUCCUGCAGCUUCUGGAUAUGGGAUGCAUUGGUCACCUGAAAGUGGAUGACAUUUAUCUGAGUCAAGUCACCACCCUUUUGGCUCAGAUGACCCACCUCCACAGCCUUAGUAUGUCUCACAUCCGUUUUACAUCUUGUGUGAGGAGAAGCUUUGGGACUUUUCUCACUCAUCUUGGGCAGAUGAACACCCUUCAGCAGAUCCGUUUGCAUUCCUGCCGCACGCAUCCGCUUCAGGAACUGCUCAGAUACCUGCCACCUCAGUUGGAUGCAUUGUAUCUCUCUUUCUGUGGACUUUCUAACAGUGGCAUCACUGUCCUGUCCCAGAGCCCUGCAGCCACCCAUCUAAGAUUGCUGAGUCUCAGCAACGUCGAGAUAUCCCGGGAACUUUCUGAGUCCUUCCAGACUCUGCUGGCAAGUGUCUCAGGCACCCUGGAGUAUCUACAGAUAACUAGUUGCCUGAUAACUGAUUCUACUCUCACUGCUGUCAUUCCGGCCCUGAGCCGCUGUUCCCACCUCUGUGUCUUUAGCUUCGCCUCCAACCCCAUUACAAUGCGUGUGCUCACCAGUCUUCUGCAGCACUUAACAAACCUGACGGAGCUGAAGCGUGUAAUUUAUCCUGUCCCUGUCCAUUGCUAUGAACAAUUGCAUAAUCCUCGCAGUUUGAACCGACAGAAGCUUUCUGAAGUGCAGGCCCAAUUGAAGGCGAUGCUGCAGGCGGUAAAGCGGAAUGACAUGCGCUGGACCAGUUCUCCUGAGUGA